CUGCGCGCCGUGCGGGGCGGGCGUGCGCGGAGCGGGACGCGGAGCAUGGCGCGGCCGGCGGGCGGGCUGGGGCUGCUGCCGCGGCUGCGGCUGCUGCUGCUGGGCGGCCUCCUGCUGCGGGGCGGCGGGGCGGCGGCGGCGUGGGCCGAGCCGUGCCAGGCGCCGCGGCAGUGGGAAGGGCGCACCGUGACCUACGAGCACGGCACCGGCCGCAACACGAGGGCCGCCGUCUCCUACGACGGCCCCAACCAGCGCCUCCGCAUCCUGGAGGAGAGGAAGGCGCUCAUCCCCUGCAAGAAAUUCUUUGAGUAUAUAUUGCUCUACAAAGAUGCAGUGAUGUUUCAGAUUGAACAAGUUACAAAGCUUUGCUCGAAGAUUGUUCUGACAGAGCCAUGGGAUCCAUAUGAUAUUCCUGCCAAUUCAACCUAUGAAGAUCAGUAUUACAUCGGGGGACCUGGAGAUGAAAUUAUGGUACAGGAAUGGUCUGACAGAAAGCCAGCCAGGAAAUUGGAAUCCUGGGUCGGCGUUUACACAGUCAAAGACUGUUACCCAGUACAGGAAACCUACACAAAGAACUACAGCGUGACAACCUCCACUCGCUUUUUUGAUCUACAGCUCGGCAUUUCCGACCCUUCAGUGUUUACCCCACCCAGCACCUGCCAGACAGCCCAGCUGAGGAAGAUGACAGAUGAAUGCUGAUUAUGGACACUGCCUGCCCUGGGGCAAACAAAUAUUAGCCAAGAGGAUGGUUAUUAAUAGUCAGCUGCUGACGUCUAACCUGAUUUUCCAAGCUUAUUGUUGCUUUUUUGGGGAAUUGUGAGUUUUCACUUGAAAGACAACAUAAACAUUUAUCCGAGUAAAAUAUAUAACACAAAAGAACUCUUUCAUCACAUUAAUCUGUUCAGUGAUGCACUUGCAGUAUUAUAUAGCUACCACUAAGAUAGUAUUUAUAGAUGCUAUUUAUUUAAGCUGUGGCUGAUUUUCCUUUUGCAAAAGUUUCAUUAUUUAUUUUUUCAAGAAGACAAAGCAUAAACAGACUGCAAUAAUGGCAACAUCAAGAAGGAAAAGCCUGAUUUUACUGUUGUUGUUGUUACUUCUGGGGACUUAAGAGAAGGGGGAAUAAUGUCCUGGGUAUGACCUCAUCCCUAACUGAAAAAUACCACGUUUUAAACAAUGUACAUCAAGAGUAUGGAAAGUCCUCUUGAUUUUGUUUUUCUUUGUGGUUUUUUUUUUGCCUUUCUGCCCUUCAGGAAGCUGGUAGUCGAAUGUUUGAGCUGAUUUUUUUUUCCUUCUGAAAAGAGAUUGGAGUAGCUCUAUUCAUGUAAUGCUAGCUGACAUGCAAAAAAUCCUUUUCUGUUUCUUGAGAGAAUGAGAUGAAAGGAAGGGAAGGAGGGACAGGGACAUCCCCAAAAAAGUAAGCCAAAGUUUUCCUGCAUUUAUGACACUUUGAGCUGUUCCAGUAGAGUGCAAGGAGACAUUUUUCAGUCAGAUUUUACUUUAGCACCCACUUUUCAAGGCAAUACUAGUUUUAACCUAUGCAAAGCGAUUAAGAGGAACUGCACUCUAAAUGGCUUUAAUAUUUUUAAACUAUUUUCAAAAGUCUUUCCUUACUCAAAGAGUAUGAAAACACCUUUAUAAUUCCAGGUAGAAGUGAAAAAAAAAGAUGUUCUUAGUGCACAACUAGUAAAGCCUAAAUCACUGUGCAGUGCCUGGCAAUCCCGAUGGAGUGAAAGACAGAGCUGUGUGGCCGGUGUGGGGAGGUGGGAGGAGGAAUCAGAGCGAGAGGGAGAGGUUUUAGAUGUUGUCUGUCUGGUGUGACUGCAAGGCACUGCAAUCUAAGCAGAAAUGACAAUCUUGCUUUCUUUUGCACCCACGCCGUUGAUGCCUGCCAUAUUUGCUGUUCAGCCAGCAUUUCAAACCUUAUAAUCUCCACAUCCUUUUCUGGUGGGCAGAGUGAAACUUUCCUUAAGGAAAAUAAAUAACUAACAAAAACAAGCAUGGGAAGCAUAGGUAUUUUGCUUUAGAACAUUCAAACCAAAUCUUUGUGCACCUUCAAGCCUUCGGAAGUGUGGAACGGUGACGGGUUUUGCGCUUUUACCAAAUGGAAUUAAUUGGUUUAUUCUGUAAGUAUAGGCAUGCGUUUUAGUUAUUAUUUGCUAAUGUUUAAAGCCAGAUUCUUGUCCUCUUACACAUGUUGGGUAGUUGUUUGCUCCAGAAGUUGUCUGGCUGAAAACAGUGCAACACUGGGAAGUUUGGUGUCUCCAGAGGAGAAAUGCUGAGCAGGCUUUUAGUGCUUUAUAUGCUCAUAGUUUUUUGUACGUAAGCAAGUGGUACAAUGGUUAUUUUGCUUUCUCAGUUGUGGCCAGAAUGGCAUUUUAUUUUGCCUUGUGCCUAAUGAAAGCAUAUACACAUACAUGCUAAAAUUUAGGUAGUUCAUUAAAAAAUUUCUUUUGGACGUGACUAUUUCACUGAAACAUGCUAGUGGAAAGAAGGAUUGGGUUUCCUUGAAUUUAGAGUGCAUUUAGCCUGUACUCACCUUCUGUAUUUUUUGUGACAACCUAAAUGCCAACUGCAUAUUGUUCUCAUUAGGGCAAUGAUUAACAUACAUUUCUUAAUAUCUGUGUCUUGUUAGAAUCUGGAAAAUAUAAUAAAUCUGGCUAGCGAACAUGAAGCUGUGGUACUGCGUCGUUUGGGAUGACUUUGUUGUGGUAGAGGAGAUAGCUGAGUAAUCGGGGUGUUUGUGUUAUGUUUUGCUGACAGUGAUAUCAUUUUUAGCAAUAACAUUCAAUGUUCCUUUAAAUAUGAAUUUGCAAAAGUCUAGUACAAAGAAGUGUUGCCAUGACAUACAGGGCUAUUUUAUAUGGAUAAAUAUGUACCUUUAAAACAGUCAUUGUGUUUGCAUUUAUGCUCUGCAAAUUCAAUAAAGAGAGUUGUCAAAGAGAAGUCAAACAACAAA
This is a messenger RNA of Phalacrocorax carbo (great cormorant), 2956 nucleotides long. Lineage: Eukaryota; Metazoa; Chordata; Aves; Suliformes; Phalacrocoracidae. The record is from RefSeq and is a predicted model, not a curated record.